CGAGAGUAGUGCGAAGGGUCCUGGCUGCUACCAGCCAGUCAUCGUGAGGCCAGUGGGCUCGCACAGUGGCCCUCUCCUCCAAAAUGCCCUCUCGCGAGGUCGUGUCGCCGGAUCUCGACCUGCCUACCUCUCUUCCAUAUCAGUUUUCCAGAUCGAUCAUUGAGCCCUUGAUGUCCCUCCGAAAUUGAAAGCGCCUCCUCUUCCACCACAAAGCCAUCCACCCAGCCUUGCUCCUAUCUGCAAGACGGUUGACCGGAGGAUCCGGGCCCACUCUCACGCAGACGCAAGCACGCACACGACUUGCUGCAACUCCACCUUGAGCCGAGCCCUAUCCGCCUUCCGUACCCACCAUUCAUCACUCCUUGCUUCGCAGCCCAGCCCAGCCCAGCCCACGUCGUCAAGGCAUCCGCGGCAUGACCACCUUUACCCUCUCAUCCUUCCGCGAUCGUCCUCUUCAAGGUCGUGAUGAUUGUACAUUCUGCCAAAUCGCAUCCGGCUCCCAGCCCGCUCACCUAGUCUACGAAUCGGAACGAUGCCUUGCCUUUCUAGAUAUCCUGCCUAUCAGGAGGGGUCAUGUGCUCGUGGUGCCCAGGAGACAUGUGGACAAUCUGGCAGCGCUGAGUGUGGUUGAGAGCAAUGGGAGCAAGACGGGUGAGGCGGGUGAGGCCGAGGAGUUCAUUAGGGGACUGGUGGUGGUAACAAGAGGGGUCGGCAAGGCUCUGGAAGACGAUCGGUUACAAAUUAUCACGAAUCAGGUCUACGGUCAAGUCGUGCCGCAUCUUCAUUUUCACAUCGUCCCUGCACCCCCUUUGCCAGGUUCCACGCCCUCACUGUCGUCCUCAACAGCAUCCUCGCGGACGUCUCCGAAAAAGGAGACCCCUCCGCCACAACGCAGUCUCCUCCCCCUCAUCGGGCACGGUCGCGAUGAGCUCGAUGAUGACGAGGCGGUAGAGCUCGCGAGGCAAAUACGUGCGGCGGUCGACGAGGUGGUGAAGGAGGAGACUGCGAGAAGAACAGGCGGUCCGGAUGCCAAGUUGUGA
Jaminaea rosea is the source of this 1040-nucleotide messenger RNA. RefSeq names its product HIT-like protein. The transcript has 3 exons. Gene Ontology annotation, molecular function: catalytic activity. Gene Ontology annotation, biological process: nucleotide metabolic process. The record is from RefSeq and is a predicted model, not a curated record. Lineage: Eukaryota; Fungi; Basidiomycota; Exobasidiomycetes; Microstromatales. The coding region runs from base 414 to 1040 and encodes 208 amino acids.